Molecule: messenger RNA, 1819 nt
Organism: Nicotiana tabacum (common tobacco)
Lineage: Eukaryota; Viridiplantae; Streptophyta; Magnoliopsida; Solanales; Solanaceae
Product: deacetoxyvindoline 4-hydroxylase-like
Source: RefSeq, a predicted model, not a curated record
UAAAAGUUAGAGAAAGUAUUCCACAUAUUGUAGUCUAUGAGAUAAAUAGUGAGUGUAAAUAAUAUUGUAGUGAUGUGUUUUUAGAUAAAGAAUGUUAUUUCUUUCAAAAUUUGUAGUAGUCUCUUGACACUACUAAGUUGUAAUAUUAUAGUGAUUAUAUUAUCCCGCUCGGGUAUUAUAUUUUACCUCAUUAAAAAAGUUGAUAUUGUUGUUACUCUCUUGUUUUAUUAUUAUUUGACAUGAAUAUUAUUUCUGGCGGAGAUUAUUAUUUUUCUCAACAAAAAGCUCUACUCGAGAUUGCACUGUCUUAACUUCAAACUAAUUAAAAUAAUGUGUUUCUUUUGACUAUAGAUCCACAAAGAACCAUUAUAUUUAUGAGUACUAGUUUGACUUUGACUAACUUAUCUGCUCGAGAAACUUAACCUUCUUGAAACUACAGAAAAAUAUGUCUGGCACUGAAGAUUCACAAGCUGAACUGACAAUGGAUUAUGAUCGAUUGAAGGAGAUAAACGAUUUCGAUGAUACAAAAGCUGGUGUUAAGGGAGUAGUUGAUUCUGGAAUUUUGAACAUACCAAGAAUGUUCAUUAGGCCUACUCAAGAACUUGUUGAAGAGUUAAAUCAGUGUAAGUCAACUCUAAAGAUUCCAGUGGUAGAUCUCAGUGGCAUAGAAGUUGAAGAUCGACGUAAGAAGAUUGUUGAUGAAAUAAGAGAAGCAUCAGAAAAAUGGGGAUUUUUCCAACUGAUAAAUCAUGGUGUUCCUUCAAGUGUUUUGGAAGGAAUGAUUGAUGGGAUUUGUAAAUUUCAUGAACAAGAUGUUGAGUUAAAGAAAGAGUACUAUACGCGUGAUCAUACGAGAAGAGUUAGAUAUGAGAGCAAUUACGAUCUUUACCAAUCAAAGACAGCAAACUGGAGGGAUACAUUGAACAUUUCUAUGCUAGUUUCUAGUAAUAUUGAACCUGAAGAAAUACCAGCAGUUUGCAGGAGCACAUCUAUUGAGUAUAUAAAUCAUAUCACAAGGUUAGGAGAAACUCUAUUCAGCAUACUAUCUGAAGCACUCGGGCUAAAAUCAGACCACUUGAAAACCAUGGAAUGCGCGAAAGGGAAAACAUUGGCAUGCCAUUACUACCCGGCAUGUCCACAGCCAGAGCUAACUCUUGGUGCUUCUAAACAUACAGAUACUGCUUUCCUUACCAUUCUUCUUCAAGAUCAAAUCGGUGGUCUUCAAGUCCUGCACGAUAACCAAUGGAUCAAUGUUGAGCCAAUUUCACAAGGCUUGGCUGUUAAUAUUGGCGAGAGUCUUCAGAUUUUAUCCAAUGACAAGUUUGUGAGCGUGAAUCAUAGAGUUAUAGCGAAUAAUGUAGGACCGAGGAUGUCAGUGGCGUGCUUUUUCACUGGUGUUUCUGCAACUCCAAAGAUCUAUAGUCCAAUCAAAGAGCUCAUAUCAGAAGAAAAUCCCCCUCUUUAUAAAGAAUUUACAGUAAGUGAUUAUAUGGCUAAGUUUAUGUCCAGGCCACUUGGUAAGUCUACUCUUGACCUUUUCAGACUGUAAAGAGAGACUAAGCGUUAGUUUGCCAAGCAGCAAAAAACAUCAGUAUAGUACUUCAGAACAUAUAUGAUUUUUGUUUUACAGGGAAAUUUCGAAUAGUUUGUGAUUUGCUCUAACAAAAUAUUUUAUCAAUGACUUCUGGAUUAGCUAAGAGCAUCUUUGUUAUUCCUGUUUUUAUCUUCAAAUGAGUAGGAUCAAUGUCAUGAAUACAAUCUCAUGUAUUGUUCGUUUUCGUUAUGUAUCUUGAUGUUACGCAACACAUCAACAUUUACA